This is a messenger RNA of Ostrea edulis (European flat oyster), 7668 nucleotides long. RefSeq lists its product as uncharacterized. Gene Ontology annotation, molecular function: protein binding. Bases 41 to 6352 code for a protein of 2103 amino acids. Lineage: Eukaryota; Metazoa; Mollusca; Bivalvia; Ostreida; Ostreidae. The transcript has 8 exons. The record is from RefSeq and is a predicted model, not a curated record.
CUAUUUGUCACCCACAGAAAUUGCGACGUUAUAUGGUGAAAUGGAGAACAGCAAAAGUAGCAAAAGCGAUGAAGGGAGUGAUGAUAAAGACGAUGAUACAACGGACAGAAAGAAAACACCUGAAUUUGAAGACAAGGUCGUAUCUAAACUUUUGCGGAGGAUCGGUGAAAAAAGUUUAAUUCCUUUGUUUUCCCAACAACGCAUCACUAUGGAGAUGUUAAUGGAUCUAAGUCAUGCAGAUCUUCGUGAAGUAGGGAUCGACAUAUUUGGUCAAAGGCAUAAGAUAUUGACUGAGGUAGCACGACUGAAGCGAGAGAGGGGACAGAGAAACAAAGGUUCUCGAUGUGGACUACAUCCCUUCAAUACCACGUGUCCCGGGCGAAAACGGAAGCUGGAAAACCAAAAUGUUAUGACAAAGAAAAUGAGAUUAGGGGUCAGAAAUGUGCACACAGAAGUGCCUGUUGUAGUUUCUACUGCCUCCAGUAUACAACCUCACACGUCUGUGACAACCACCAGUCCCUCUGUCUGUCAGACGACACCAUGUCAGUCGUCUCAGACACAGACCUCGUCAGCCAUCAGUUCGUCUUCACUGAAUGUUGGAUCAACAGCAAGUAUUGCUGUAUUAGCAACACCAAUACCAAUGACAGCAAUACCAGCAACAACUACAGCAGGUACACCAACGACCGCAAUAACAGCAGUAACUUCAGCAACAUCAAUCACUGCCUCAGUUUCAACAACAGUAUCAGCGAUACAGAACCCUGCAACAACAGCCACCUCAUCAUCAACAUCCUCUCUGGUCUUUUCUUCUACAGUCAAUCUCUUGUCAAACACCACGACAACACCCAGCCAUACGAUAACGACAUCCAGCGUGCCGUGUGUUUCCACAUCGGCUUCAACAGGAAGUUACGUUUUACCGGUCCCUGCUACCUCUGUGCAUUGCACACAAAACACAAUUACAGAUGAAGAGAACAAUUUCCUACGAUACUUUCUUAUGGCUCAGCUUGGUACCCAGGCCUUGCGGAUUCUGUUCGACUCAUUUGUCAAACCUAUGUCUCUGACAAAUCACCUACAGAAUGUAAAACCAAAAUUAAAACACUGUACAGUGCAACAGAUUGCCAUCCUAUAUCCAGGUGCCAGGGGACCUGUGACCUCAGCAGACUUUGAUACAUCUCUUCUGUACACCCUGCUGCGUAACACAGUGAAAAUAACACCUCCAACGAGUGGAUGGAAUAAGGAACCAAAUCCUGCUGACAUCUCAAAGGGGGACGAUGUGGAAAGAAUAAGAUUCGCUAGGAAUUCUUUAUGUCAUGGUAAAACGUCCAUGGAUCAAUCAACAUUCAAUUCAAAAUGGACAUGUCUUUCUCAGGCUAUCGGACGACUGAGCAGCGGUUUCCUUAAUGGUGAUGUUGCCUCCUUAGCAACAAGGAAGUUUGAUAAAUCUGAGAAACAGGUCAUAUUGGAUGACUUCCUGCUUCUUAAGAAAAGGCUUCAACAAUUAGAGAGAAGACAUAUUCCAUUUAAUGUCCGAGAACAACAUGAAGAGAUAUUGAAUAAAUGGGGAAAGGAAUAUGAAGUUCUGUGCGAAACGAGAGCGUACUACAGAGUGAAAUCAGAAAUCGAGUCCAAAGACACCGUGACAAUAAUAAGUGGUCCAGGAAUGGGAAAAACAUUCAUUGCCAGGCAGACAUGUCUUCAUCUGCAAAAUGAAGGUUGGGAAAUCAUCCCCGUCCAACACGUAGACGAGAUGAGUCGCUUUCGCCUCGUCAGUAUUAAGCAGGUGUUUCUUCUAGACGAUCCUGUGGGAGUAUUUGGAUUCGAUCGAUCAACAUCAACUGCUAUAGAAAGAAUGUUUGAAGCUUUCGCUCCUUCAGAUAAAACCAAAUUUAUUUUUACCUGCAGAAAAGCUGUUUAUUAUGAAUGCAAAGAUAUGGAACACAGUUUCUUCAGAAACAUUAUUGAUAUUGGAAGUUUAGAUCUUAUGCUGAAUGAAAAAGAAAUGAAGGACAUGUUAGCUUCUCACUGUAAAAGUACAGGAGUGGAGGAGAAAGUCUAUAUAAACAUCUCGCUAAAUCCUGGUAUGACAAUGUUCCCACUUUUAUGUCGUUUAUUUGCAAACGACAAAGAAAAUCAGAAAUGUGGACGACUUUUUUUUGAAACGGCAAACAAAAGCAUCAUUAACCAAUUCAAGAAAAUGAGAAAUCAAAAGGAGUCACAGUAUGCGGCACUUGUGUUAUGCAUGCUAGCAAACAAUCAUUUAACGAAAAAAGAUAUACCUGAAUAUUUUGGACUAAUAAGCGAUUAUUUUGACAUUAUUAAUCAGUCUUGUAUUCAAAGGUCUCUGAAGGAAUUGACAGGAACAUAUGUUGUGAAAAAUAACGGGGUUUAUUCUUUCUUACACGACGCUUUAUUUGAGGCCAUUGCUUGCUUACAUGCUUUGAAGUUCCCUGAACAGGUGCUGAACUCAAUGCCAAGUAGUUACAUCGCAAACAACGUUCGUGUUACUAGUGAGACUACAGAAUCGGGAUAUGAAAAUUUAUGCAUCUGCUUGAAAAGGAAACACUAUGAAUUCCUUGUAAGAAGACUUUUAAAGGAUAUCAAAGACGUACAUUUUUAUGAUGUUUUUGAUGGGAAAAGUCUAAAAUGUGAAGAGUUCAUGAAUUUCUUUAUUUCAUAUCUCGACACAGUGUCUACAGAUGAUCUUGUAGAUCUGAUUUUAACUGUUCAUCCUUCUGACUCGAAAUUACUUCAGCGCAGUGGAAAGGCAAUGGAAAGGAUUGAAUACUGGGGAAAGGAAUACUAUCAACAAAAAUUGCUCAUAGGAGAAAAAAUAACGAUAAGUACAAUCACAGGAAAAGGAAAGGGCAAGUACAUACGGAACAAUGCUGGCCCUCACUACAAUAUACUUGCAUUGAGUUGGAUGAUUCAUUAUGGGCAUACCAGGCUUCUGUCUUAUAUUCUUGAUAGACUUGAUGAUAGACAACAACUGUCUGACAUAAGGAAAUCUGAAGGAGUUAGGUUGUUACUGCUUGCGUGUUUUAUUGGAAAUCUGGUGGUAGUUAAGCGACUCGUCAGUUGGUUAGGGAUGUUAUAUCUCAAUGGAUCUCCAAAUCAAAAAACUGACGACAACAAUGAGCACUUGUGUUUCACUCCAUUAACAGGUGCUGUUUUUGCUGGACAUGAAUCAGUGAUAGGGUUCCUUGUAGAUGAAGGGGCCGAUGUAAAUCUGCAGGAUAACACAGGUGAAGAAGACACCCCUCUCACCAAAGCCUGCAGACUGGGAUAUACCACCGUGGUGCAAACACUUUUACGCUGCAAGGCAGACAUCAACGAGGUCAGUGGUACAAUGAGAUCGCCAUUGUUCUGGGCAUCACGGAUGUCUAGAACUGAUAUAGUGAGGCUAUUGAUACAGAACAACUGUGAUGUUAAUAUAGUUGACUCUGUGGGCAGAAGUGCUUUACAUGAAGCAGCAGGAAAAGGUUUUGAUGAUAUUGUAAAAUUGUUGGUUGAGAACAAGGCCGAUACGACUUUGGUGGAUAGGAAAGGAAAAUUAGCGAUAACACUGGCAAAGGAAUCAAAUAAAAACAUAAAAACAAUAUUUAUAUCACAGUGCAAAAAUACCUCCUCAUUUUGCCAAAAGUUUGUUCAAGAACUAAUGCAAAUGAUAAGUGCUACAUUCUGCAGAAACAAAACUCUACCAAACAUUUUAACAGACAAACCCUUCUCCUGUCUAUUUGAUGUGCUCACCCUGUCGGAAUUAGAUAAGCCCUUACCUCAGGAUUGGCAUUUUCACUGUUUUAGCCAUUACAUUUCAACAGGACAUCAAUCUGUACUGAGGUGUUUAUUAAGUCAUGGAUACCAGAUCAUUUCCACCAAUCCUUACCUUCAAGACGCACUGUUUACUGCAUCAAGGAAUGGAGACACUGAGAUAGUCAAACAUUUAGUAGAACACGGUGCUGAUGUCAAUAUUUGUAAUGUAAGAAAUGUUACACCGCUCUUUAUAGCAUCACAGAAUGGACACACUGAGAUAGUCAAACAUUUAGUAGAGCACGGUGCUGAUGUCAAUAUUUGUGAUGUGAGUAAUGUUACACCACUCAUUAUAGCAUCACAGGAAGGACACACUGAAAUAGUCAAACAUUUAGUAGAACACAGUGCUGAUGUCAAUAUUUGUAAUGACGAGAAUGUUAAACCACUCUAUAUAGCAUCAGGGAAAGGACACACUGAGAUAGUCAAACAUUUAGUAGAGCACGGUGCUGAUGUCAAUAUUUGUAAUGACGAGAAUGAUACACCGCUCUAUAUGGCAUCACAGGAAGGACACACUGAGAUAGUCAAACAUUUAGUAGAACACAGUGCUGAUGUCAAUAUUUGUAAUGUGAGAAAUGCUACACCGCUCUUUGUGGCAUCACAUGAAGGACACACUGAGAUAGUCAAACAUUUAGUAGAACACAGUGCUGAUGUCAAUAUUUGUAAUGUGAGAAAUGCUACACCGCUCUUUGUGGCAUCAAAUGAAGGACACACUGAGAUAGUCAAACAUUUAGUAGAACACGGUGCUGAUGUCAAUAUUUGUAAUGACAAGAAUUUUACACCGCUCAAUAUGGCAUCACAUAAUGGACACACUGAGAUAGUCAAACAUUUAGUAGAACACGGUGCUGAUGUCAAUAUUUGUAAUGACAAGAAUGUUACACCACUCUUUAUACCAUCACAUAAUGGACACACUGAGAUAGUCAAACAUUUAGUAGAACACGGUGCUGAUGUCAAUAUUUGUAAUUUGACAAAUAUUACACCACUCUUUAUAGCAUCACAUAAUGGACACACUGAGAUAGUCAAACAUUUAGUAGAACACGGUGCUGAUGUCAAUAUUUGUUAUGUGAGAAAUGUUACACCACUCUUUAUAGCAUCACAUAAUGGACACACUGAGAUAGUCAAACAUUUAGUAGAACACGGUGCUGAUGUCAAUAUUUGUAAUGACAAGAAUGUUACACCGCUCUUUAUGGCAUCACAGAGUGGACACACUGAGGUAGUCAAACAUUUAGUAGAGCACGGUGCUGAUGUCAAUAUUUGUAAUGACGAGAAUGAUACACCACUCAUUAUAGCAUCACUGAAAGGACACACUGAAAUAGUCAAACAUUUAGUAGAACACGGUGCUGAUGUCAAUAUUUGUAAUGUGAGAAAUGCUACACCGCUCUUUGUGGCAUCACAGAAUGGACACACUGAGAUAGUCAAACAUUUAGUAGAACACGGUGCUGAUGUCAAUAUUUGUAAUGACAAGAAUGUUACACCGCUCUUUAUGGCAUCACAGAGUGGACACACUGAGGUAGUCAAACAUUUAGUAGAGCACGGUGCUGAUGUCAAUAUUUGUAAUGACGAGAAUGAUACACCACUCAUUAUAGCAUCACUGAAAGGACACACUGAAAUAGUCAAACAUUUAGUAGAACACGGUGCUGAUGUCAAUAUUUGUAAUGUGAGAAAUGCUACACCGCUCUUUGUGGCAUCACAGAAUGGACACACUGAGAUAGUCAAACAUUUAGUAGAACACGGUGCUGAUGUCAAUAUUUGUAAUGACAAGAAUGUUACACCGCUCUUUAUGGCAUCACAGAGUGGACACACUGAGGUAGUCAAACAUUUAGUAGAGCACGGUGCUGAUGUCAAUAUUUGUAAUGACGAGAAUGAUACACCACUCAUUAUAGCAUCACUGAAAGGACACACUGAAAUAGUCAAACAUUUAGUAGAACACGGUGCUGAUGUCAAUAUUUGUAAUGUGAGAAAUGCUACACCGCUCUUUGUGGCAUCACAGAAUGGACACACUGAGAUAGUCAAACAUUUAGUAGAACACGGUGCUGAUGUCAAUAUUUGUAAUGACGAGAAUGUUACACCGCUCUUUAUGGCAUCACAGAGUGGACACACUGAGAUAGUCAAACAUUUAGUAGAACACGGUGCUGAUGUCAAUAUUUGUCAUGACAAGAAUGUUACACCACUCAUUAUAACAUCACUGUUUGGACACACUGAGAUAGUCAAACAUUUAGUAGAACACGGUGCUGAUGUCAAUAUUUGUAGUGUCGAGAAUGUUACACCGCUCUUUAUAGCAUCACAGAGUGGACACACUGAGGUAGUCAAACAUUUAGUAGAACACGGUGCUGAUGUCAAUAUUUGUAAUGACAAGAAUGUUACACCGCUCUUUAUGGCAUCACAGAGUGGACACACUGAGGUAGUCAAACAUUUAGUAGAACACGGUGCUGAUGUCAAUAUUUGUAAUGACGAGAAUGUUAAACCGCUCUUUAUAGCAUCACAGAAUGGACACACUGAGAUAGUCAAACAUUUAGUAGAACAUGGUGCUGUUGUCAAUAUUUGUAAUUAGAAGAAUGUUACACCGCUCUUUAUAGCAUCAUUGAAUGGACACACUGAGAUAGUCAAACAUUUAGUAGAACACAGUGCUGAUGUCAAUAUUUGUCAUGACAAGAAUGUUACACCACUCAUUAUAGCAUCACAGAAUGGACACACUGAGAUAGUCAAACAUUUAGUAGAACACGGUGCUGAUGUCAAUAUUUGUAGUGUCGAGAAUGUUACACCGCUCUUUAUGGCAUCACAUAGUGGACACACUGAGGUAGUCAAACAUUUAGUAGAACACGGUGCUGAUGUCAAUAUUUGUAAAUUUGAUUAUUUUACACCGCUCUUUAUAGCAUCAUUGAAUGGACACACUGAGAUAGUCAAACAUUUAGUAGAACACAGUGCUGAUGUCAAUAUUUGUGAUGACAAGAAUGUUACACCACUCAAUAUAGCAUCAUAGAAUGGACACACUGAGAUAGUCAAACAUUUAGUAGAAAACGGUGCUGAUGUCAAUAUUUGUAAUGUGAAAAAUGUUACACCACUCUUUAAGGCAUCACAGAAUGGACACAAUGAGAUAGUCAAACAUUUAGAACAGCAUGGUGCUCAUGUCAAUAUUUGUGAUGACAAGAAUAUUACACCACUCAAUAUGGCAUCACAGAAUGGACACACUGAGAUAGUCAAACAUUUAGUAGAACAUGGUGCUGAUGUCAAUUUUUGUAAUGACGAGAAUGUUGCAUCGCUCUUUAUUGCGUCACAGAAUGGACACACUGAGAUAGUCAAACAUUUAGUAGAACACGGUGCUGAUGUUAAUAUUUGUAGAUAUGAUAAUUGUACACCGCUCAAUAUCGCAUCACAGAAUGGACACACUGAGAUAGUCAAACAUUUAGUAGAACACGGUGCUGAUGUCAAUAUUUGUAAUGUGAGAAAUGUUACACCACUCUUUAAGGCAUCACAGAAUGGACACACUGAGAUAGUUAAACAUUUAGAACAGCAUGGUGUUGAUGUCAAUAUUUGUAAUGACGAGAAUGUUGCUUCGCUCUUGAUGGCGUCACAGAAUGGACACACUGAGAUUGUCAAACAUUUAGUAGAACACGGUGCUGAUGUUAAUAUUUGUAGAUAUGAUAAUUGUACACCGCUCAAUAUGGCAUCACAGAAUGGACACGCUGAGAUAGUCAAACAUUUAGUAGAACACGGUGCUGAUGUCAAUAUCUGUAAUGUGAAUAUCUGAAAACAAACUGAGGACUUCAAUGGCUAUAAAAGAUUUUGAUCGACAAAAAAAGAUGUGUUUUGUAAAUAUGGAUGUUUCACUGCAAUCUGAGUGAAAUUCAAAAUAAAUGAAAUUAUUAA